Pteronotus mesoamericanus is the source of this 990-nucleotide messenger RNA. RefSeq names its product neuropeptides B and W receptor 1 (gene NPBWR1). Lineage: Eukaryota; Metazoa; Chordata; Mammalia; Chiroptera; Mormoopidae. Gene Ontology annotation, cellular component: plasma membrane; neuron projection. Bases 1 to 990 code for a protein of 329 amino acids. The transcript has a single exon. Gene Ontology annotation, molecular function: neuropeptide binding; neuropeptide receptor activity. Gene Ontology annotation, biological process: neuropeptide signaling pathway. The record is from RefSeq and is a predicted model, not a curated record.
AUGCACAACGCGUCGUCCUCGGAGCGGGAGCCCUCCAACACCUCGUGCCCCGGCCUCGCGCUGGGCUGCCCCAACGCGUCGAGCCCGCCGCCGCUGCCGCCGCAGCCGCUGGCCGUGGCCGUACCAGUUGCCUACGCGGUGAUCUGCGUGGUGGGGCUGACGGGCAACUCUGCGGUGCUGUACGUGCUGCUGCGGACGCCCCGCAAAAAGAAUGUCACUAACCUUUUUAUCCUCAACCUGGCCAUUGCCGACGAGCUCUUCACGCUCGUGCUGCCCAUUAAUAUUGCCGAUUUUCUGCUGCGACAGUGGCCUUUCGGGGAGCUCAUGUGCAAACUGAUCGUGGCUAUUGACCAGUACAACACCUUCUCUAGCCUCUAUUUCCUUACGGUCAUGAGCGCAGACCGCUAUCUGGUGGUGCUGGCCACCGCGGAGUCGCGCCGGGUGGCGGGCCGCACCUACGGCGCCGCGCGCGCUGUAAGCCUGGCUGUGUGGGGGCUUGUGACGCUGGUGGUGCUGCCCUUCGCGAUCUUCGCCCAGCUGGAUGAGGAGCAGGGCCGGCGUCAGUGCGUGCUGGUCUUCCCCCAACCCGAGGCUUUCUGGUGGCGGGCGAGCCGCCUCUACACUCUCGUGCUCGGCUUCGCCAUCCCGGUAUCUACUAUCUGUAUCCUCUAUAUCACCCUGCUGUGCCGGCUUCGUGCCAUACGCCUCGACAGUCAUGCCAAGGCCCUGGACCGGGCUAAGAAACGGGUGACUCUUUUGGUGGUGGCGAUCCUGGCUGUGUGCCUCUUCUGCUGGACGCCCUACCACCUGAGUACCGUAGUGGCGCUCACCACCGACCUCCCGCAGACGCCGCUUGUCAUCGCGGUCUCCUACUUCAUCACCAGCCUGAGCUACGCCAACAGCUGCCUCAACCCCUUCCUCUACGCCUUCCUGGACGACAGCUUCCGCAGGAGCCUCCGCCAGCUGCUGGGUUGCCGCACCACAGCUUGA